Messenger RNA from Closterium sp. NIES-67, 2433 nucleotides. The record is from the annotation of a GenBank genome assembly. NCBI's taxonomy places the organism in Eukaryota, Viridiplantae, Streptophyta, Zygnematophyceae, Desmidiales, Closteriaceae.
UUCACAGCAGGCCCGCCGAGUACUGCGCGCCACACGACACGUUUCAACCACACCUCGCCUGUCCGCCGCGCCCUUCCCCGCCACGCGCGCACGUCGCCCCCCCAAUGAGGUAACGGCAGACGCAGCUGCCUCGGCGGGAAUGCCGACGGGAGCGGAGUUUGCGGAAGGGAUGGCGAAUGGAGGAGCGGCGGAGCCGUCGGGCAGCGCGGCGGGCGAUGGCAGCGGGCAGCGCGACGACGCAGACGCAGACGCGGAGGUGGCGCGGCUGGCGGCUCAAGUGGCGACGCUGAAGAAAGAGAUGGCCGUCAAAGUGAAGCACUACGAGAACAAGCUGCUCACUCACUCCGUCAUCAACGGCGCACUGCAGUCGGAGAAUGAGCGCCUCAAGGACGAGCUGCAGCGGGCGCUGGAGGCCGCCGCACAGGGAGGAGGGGGAGGGGGAGGGGGGGCGGCAGGGGGGCGCACAGUGCAGGAGGCGGAGCAGGAGCUGAGGGAGCUGCAUGAGGAGUUCACGAGGCGCCUCAACGCCGCUGAGAAGGGCGUGCAUGCAUUCAGGGAGGAGUGUUUCGGGCUGAGGCGGCUGGUGGAGGAGCUGAGGCAGACGGCCGCGAGGAUGGAGGCAGACAUAGCGGAGAGGGACGCACAGGGGCAGCAGAGGGAGCGGGAGAGUGAGGCGCUGCGGCAGGCGGUGGCGGAGAGGGAGGUGGUGGUGGCACGGCAGCGGCAGGAGGUGGCUCGUCUGGAGGCCGACAGGGACAGGCUGCAGGCAAAGGCGCAGGCGCUGGAGGCUGCAGCUCAGAGCGCGGAUGCCACCAGGUCGUCCCUACUGGAGGAGGCGAACAAGGCGCUGGCAGUCACCCAGCAGGCGCUGCAGCACCACAAGGACCAGCUGCUCCGGGUGGUGGCGGAGAGUGCGCAGGAGCGGGCGGCAGCAGUGGCGGCGGUGAGGGAGGAGAUGAGGCAGCAACGGGCGGCGCUCGUGGCAGAGGCGGGAGAGAAGGAGCGCCACAUGGCGGCUGCUCUAGCUGCUGUCACGCAGAGGGCGAUGGAGGCAGAGAGGGAGGCGGCACGGACAGAGCAGAAGCUGCUGCAAGAGCUAGCGGCUCUCAAGAAUCGCUGCCAGAUGGCAGAGACAGCUCAUGGUGAUGUCAGCACACACAUCACUGCUGCCACUCAACCUCUCUUGAGACAGAUGGAGGGCAUGGCGGCGCAGGUGAGGCGGAUGGAGCAGGAUGAGGAGGAGCGGGAGCGCGUGCACCUGCAGCAGCAGCAGCACUGGGAGCAGCGCUGGCGGCAGGCGGAGGAGGGGCAGAGGAGGGCGGAGGAGAGGGCAGGGGCGGCGGAGAGAGGGGCGGCUGAGGCAGCGCGGGCGAAAGAGGAGGCACAGAGGGAGGCGGUGGCUGCAGUGCGGCGAGUGCAGGAGCUGCAGCAGCAGCAAGAGGCGUUGCGGGAGGCGGCGCAGGCGGCGGGGGAGAGGGAGCGCAUCGCGGAGCAUGCACGGGCCGAGGCAGCAGCAGCGCUGCAGGCAGCACGGGAGGCAAGGGACGAGGCAGUGAGGCGGAUUGGGGACAUGCAGAUGGCGAGGGGGGGGAGAGGAGCAGAGGCAGAUGACACGGUUGGAGGGAGAGGGGGCGAGGGCAAGGCCACGGCCCACCCCUCACCCCCCCCAGCACCGCUCUACCAGCACCGCCUGGCCCCUCCGCUGCGCUCUCCCACCCGUCCCUGUCGGCCCUCUCCCUCGCCCACUCCCCCCGCUCGCCCAGCAGCCCCCCUGGCAGCCAUGCUGGCAGCAGCGGGCAGGCGGCAGGGGGGGAGGAGGGGCGGGGGGGCAAGAGCAUGGCGGGCGAAGAGCGGGGGAAGGGGCAGCGGGGUGAGCCUGGGCGAGGUGGACGUGGCGGGGUGGGGGGCGGCAGCAGGGGGUGUGGGCAGAGAACGACUCACUGCCAAACUCAGGCAGCAGGCGGGCGAGAUAGAGCAGCUGCGGCGGGAGGUGGCGGCGGGGCGGGCAGCCAGGGACGCCACGGCGGAGGAGCUGCUGCGCGUGUCGCAGCGCCUCAUGGUGCUGGAGAAGGAGCGCGUGACGGUGGCAGGGCUGGAGGGCGAGGUGCGGGAGGUGCGGGCGCGGCACGAGGUGGCGCUGGUGAUGCUGGGGGAGCGCAACGAGCGCGUGGAGGAGCUGGAGGCGGACCUGGCGGACGUCAGGGCGCUGUACAAGGAGCAGGUCAACCUGCUGGCGGGGCAGGUGGACCCUGCCCUGUGGCCUGAUGGCUACCGCAUCUGCCUCUUCUGCCCACACUGCGCCAACACCCAGCGCCCCAAACCCAAGUAGCCUACACUCAGCACCCCAAAUAUGUCUUGAGUUAACCCUGUGUUCAAGUGAUGGAAGAUGUUUCUUUAACUCACAAAUAUGUCUGGCUGUUGCAUUUUUAUGAA